AUGUCCAAGGCCGCCGUUGGUACCAAGUUCCGCAUGACCCUGGCUCUGCCAGUCGGCGCCGUCAUGAACUGCGCCGACAACUCUGGCGCCAAGAACCUCUUCGUCAUUGCCGUCCACGGCAUCGGUGCCCGUCUUAACCGUCUCCCCGCCGCCGCCGCCGGUGACAUGGUCGUCGCUUCCGUCAAGAAGGGUAAGCCCGAGCUCCGUAAGAAGGGAAGCCUCUCAGGGGACCCCACUAGAGGAUUUGGAUUGCAGGAGGAAGAGCAUCUCGUCGUAGGAGAGGACAUUGUCAUGCCCGCCGUUGUCGUCCGCCAGCGCAAGCCCUGGAGGCGUCGUGACGGUGUCUUCCUCUACUUCGAGGACAACGCCGGUGUUAUCGUCAACCCCAAGGGUGAGAUGAAGGGUUCGGCCAUCACUGGCCCCGUUGCCAAGGAGUGCGCCGACAUCUGGCCACGAAUUGCCUCCAACGCCGGUACCGUCGUCUAA
Messenger RNA from Moesziomyces antarcticus, 486 nucleotides. Its product is annotated as 60S ribosomal protein L23. Gene Ontology annotation, molecular function: large ribosomal subunit rRNA binding; structural constituent of ribosome. NCBI's taxonomy places the organism in Eukaryota, Fungi, Basidiomycota, Ustilaginomycetes, Ustilaginales, Ustilaginaceae. Gene Ontology annotation, biological process: translation. The record is from RefSeq and is a predicted model, not a curated record. The transcript is spliced from 3 exons. Gene Ontology annotation, cellular component: ribosome; cytosolic large ribosomal subunit. The coding region runs from base 1 to 486 and encodes 161 amino acids.